CACAACAUAUCACACAUUGUUAACGAAAUUUCUACCCGAAAGUACAAAAACAAUAAAAACGAAAAUAAUAAUUUGCAAAUAAUUAGUAUAAUUUCAAUAAAAUCAAUAUGGAUGGCUAUCGGGAUAUAACUAAUUUGGAAAGAUCGAUUGCCAAUGCUGGCACACAAUUGUAUACUGUUUCUCAUAAAUUACAUGAAGUGGAACGUAGCUUGGAUGAAACAAGCUUAGACGAAAUGGAUGACAUUUGUGUUAUGGAGCUUUUGGAAUCAAUGACCGAGGUAAAAAAUGAAUAUCAAAAUUUACGCAGGGACAUACAGGAAGUACAGCAGUUGCAGCGUGACGUCACUACAUCCAUACGCUUUCAAAUGCGUGCAAUGCAUCAAACAUUUCAAAUGCUUAAAAAACGUUUAGAGUUAAAGGUCACACAAAAUUGAGUUAUUCAGCUUUUA
Molecule: messenger RNA, 449 nt
Organism: Teleopsis dalmanni
Lineage: Eukaryota; Metazoa; Arthropoda; Insecta; Diptera; Diopsidae
Exons: 2
Coding region: 108-434 (108 amino acids)
Source: RefSeq, a predicted model, not a curated record